CUCUGCCUACCUUGCCACCCACCCGUCCCUCACCCUGGACCCCAACGUCACCGGCGUCUUCCAAGGGCCGUAUCCUUUCGGGAUCGACCCAAUCUGGAGCUUGGCCACCAACCACCUCAACUUCCUCAACUCCUUCAAGAUGAAGAUGUCCGUGGUGCUGGGCAUCGUGCACAUGGGCUUCGGCGUCCUGCUGGGGGUCUUCAACCACUGGGUCAAGUUCAGUGCCGCCGACUCCAUGGUGGCCCCCAGCAUCCUCAUCCACUUCAUCGACAUGUUCCUCUUCACCUCCAACGCCGACAACCUCCCGCUCUACCGGGGGCAGGUGCCGGUGCAGACCGCGCUGGUGGUGCUGGCGCUGGCAUCUUGUAUGAUUGUCUCCGAGCAGGUCCCACUGGAGACAGGGCUUUCCACCUGGGAGAUACCUGCCUGUUGCAGAAGAAACCUCCAGCAGGGAGUUCACACAGAAAGCACGCGUCCAGCUAAUGGCAGAAAGCAAUUGCUCCCAGGCGAUUUGAAUGAAUUCAGCUUAACGGGGUUCACAGAGGGCCCAGUGACUCAGGUCACCCUCUUUCUGGUGUUUUUGCUCACCUACCUUGUCACCAUCCUGGGGAACCUUGGCAUGAUUGCGUUAAUCAGGGCCAGCCCUCAGCUUCACUCCCCCAUGUAUUAUUUCUUGGGUAACCUGGCUUUUGCAGACCUCUGUUCUUCCACCAUCAUCACCCCCGAGAUGCCGGUUGACUUUACGUCAGAGAAGAAGGGCACUGCUUAUGCUGGGUGCGUGGCUCAGGUGGUCAUUUCUGAUCUUUUUGGGACGACCAAAUGCUUCCUGCUGGCUAUGAUAGCGUAUGACCAUUACAUGGCCGUCUGCCGUCCCCUGGUGUAUCUGCUUGUCCCGUCCCCAAAAUGCUGUUUCCAGCUGGUGACUGGGUCAUAUCUCAUGGGGUUGACAAAUGACAUGGGACAGACUACUGGCACAACCAAUUUAUCCUUCUGCAGCUCCAGCGUCAUCGACCUGUUCUUCUGUGACUCCUCUGAUAUCACUCUCAAGCUCCAACACCACCCUCAGACGCAUAUAAGAACGUCAGCAUCUUGGUUCGGUGUGGCCAGCAGCCUGGUUGGCCUGGUCUCCCAUGUGGCCAUCAUCUCCGCCAUCCUGAGCAACAGUUCAGCCGAGGGCAAGCACAAAGUCUUCUCCGCCUGUGCCUCCCAUCUCACCGUUGUGAGGAUCUUCUACGGGACAUCGCUUUUUACGCACUUAAAGCCCAGCUCAGAGAGCUCGAGAGAAGAAGAUAAACGGGCUGCAGUGCUCUACACUGUGGUGACUCCCAUGCUGAACCCCUUGAUCUACAGCCUGAGGAAUACGGAGGUGAAGGAGGCUUUGAGGAGACUCACAAAUAUCAAAUGA
Messenger RNA from Pygoscelis adeliae (Adelie penguin), 1405 nucleotides. Its product is annotated as olfactory receptor 5F1-like. Gene Ontology annotation, molecular function: proton-transporting ATPase activity, rotational mechanism; olfactory receptor activity; odorant binding. The record is from RefSeq and is a predicted model, not a curated record. Gene Ontology annotation, biological process: G protein-coupled receptor signaling pathway; sensory perception of smell; proton transmembrane transport. Lineage: Eukaryota; Metazoa; Chordata; Aves; Sphenisciformes; Spheniscidae. The annotation marks the transcript as partial. Gene Ontology annotation, cellular component: membrane; proton-transporting V-type ATPase, V0 domain. The transcript has 5 exons.